Molecule: messenger RNA, 1529 nt
Organism: Bombyx mandarina (wild silkworm)
Lineage: Eukaryota; Metazoa; Arthropoda; Insecta; Lepidoptera; Bombycidae
Gene: Lamtor2
Product: Late endosomal/lysosomal adaptor, MAPK and MTOR activator 2
Biological process (GO): positive regulation of TOR signaling
Molecular function (GO): guanyl-nucleotide exchange factor activity; molecular adaptor activity
Source: RefSeq, a predicted model, not a curated record
AUAGAAAUUAUCCUAAAAAUUUAAGAUCGUUGACGUCGAAAAUUAAGUAAUAACAAAUCAACACUUGAAAACGAUUCAAGUUUAACUUCGUACUUAGCCAUUUUCAUGUAAAUCCAACAGCACCAAGCCUUCAAAAUGCUAAAACCGAAAGCAUUAACAGAAGUUUUAAGUCAAGCUAAUACAGGAGGAGUAGAAAACACUUUGUUGUUGAAUCAUCAAGGUGCACUUCUAGCUUAUUCUGGUUACAAUGAUAAGGAUGCUAGAGUCACUGCUGCAAUCGCUAGUAAUGUCUGGUCAGCUUAUGAAAAACACGGCAGAAAUGUUUUUAAAGAAGAUGGACUACAUUUAAUACUAGUAGAUUGUUUAAAUGGGAAAAUUGCAAUCACACAAGUUGCCAAUUUAUUACUGUGUCUUUAUGCGAAUGAGGCUGUUGGUUUUGGCAUUCUGAAAGAAAAAAUCAAUGCUAUUGCUCAGUAUCUAGAAGGUCCUUUGAAGCAAGUUGCAAGUUCAUAAUAUGUAAUUUUAAAUAAUUAUGAGCAAAAUAAUAUGAGAAGUCACUAAAAUACUUUACUUGGUGUAUAUUCAGUUAUUUGAAUCUUUAAAUUUUAUAGCUAUUAUAUAAAACAUGAUAAUUGCAAAUUUGAUUCCUGAUUUGUAUGCCAUGUUUGAUAAUAAAAGGAUUUACUGAGAUAGUAGCUUAAUCGAUUCAUUUGAAUAAUAAUAGUUAAGAUGCCUCAUAUACGUGUGCUAUGCAACUAUGCUGUAUUUUCUGGGACAGGUAUAAACAUAUUAUUAAAUAUCUAGGUUCACAAUAAACUUUCACAUUAAAAAAAAGCUUAGAAAUAAAAUAAAACAUUCAAAAUUAAUAGAUUUUCAUAAUAACUGUCAGUAUGGUGGAACCUGUAUGGGUAGAUAAUAUAUACAAUAUAUUAAUAUUGGAAAAAUUAAUGUACUGUAAAAAUGUCUUUUCAUUUUAAUGUCAGACAUUGUUACUACUGUAAAUCUAAUUAACAUGUCCAUAUGUCAGUUUGCAUGGCUUCUUUGUCAAUUUGAUAGUGGAACAAAAUAGAAAAAGUAAAGUUCAACUAAAUGGUUAAUGCUAAAACCCCUAUAAGUUGAUGUACAUUUAGUCAUUAAUAUUUUAUAAACUUUAAUCAUUAGAAUAUUUUGUAGUAUCACAAUUAAUGAUGACCCAGUAUAAAUCUAUUCUUCUUUAAGUUUGUAUUGAAUGUUUAAUAGUGACAGCAUAGAGCUGAGCAUAGCCAGGAGUAUCCUUUAUGUAAAUCAUACAGUUGCUCCUCAUAUGCACAUUGUAUCAUUGUAACCUAGGAUAGAUAGAUGGUUUAUAUAUAAAAAAUCGAAAUUGUUAAUUGUUUCUUACCAGGAAUUCCAGUACAAAUAUUCCCUUGUUACAAGCAGUCUCGUCUGAUCAUUAGCUUAUAAAGUCAUAAAUACCAAAUAAAUAAUAGGUAAUUUACCUGUGAAAUUGCCAUUAAGCAUACAGAUAAUGAAAGCAAUAUUUUUAUAAA